UCGGGCGGGGAACUUUGCCCCCUCACGUCGCGCGUGGGCGGGUGGGCCGCGCCUGCCCGUGGCGGGCCGGGGAGUGCCGCGGCCGUGCGCCCGUGUGUGUGACCCGUCUCCCGCCGGCCCUUGCCGGCGUCCGGCGGUGGUCGGAGGCAGCGUGUGUCGUCCCCUCCGCUCCGUCUGCCGGACCUCGGCCCCGUCCCACGCACGUUUGUGCCAGCGGUGUCGGAGAGAGCGCUUUCCUCUCCACGCCUGUCAGCCGAGGGUGCCCGCCCUGCCCGCGGAAGGAGGGGAUGUGUGUGUGUGGAGGGAUUCCGCUUUCCCGGGAGCGAGCUGGCAGGUGACGAGUUCUCUGUCGUGUCCCGCCUGCGGUGCGAGGAGGCAUCCACUUUUUUCUGAGUGUGUUAAGGAGAUUUACUGAUUACCUUCUCUUCUGUGUCGCUGCUGCUUUUCCGCAAAGAUACCUGUCGGCAGGAAGGAAGGAGAAGACCCCAUGCACUCUGAAAGCACGUUUCUGAAUGCGGUGAUUUUGCCGAUUUCUAGCGUGCCUGGAAGGCUCGGCUUUCAAAUGCAAGAGUGACUCAUAGUUUUGAAGGCUGCUGUGCUUGUUCUUAUCGGAGAUCUGGGGCUGUUUAUCCUGUGACAAAGCAUGAUAUGUUUAGAUCUUGCACUAGACAAGAUCAGAUGGGUAGCAUGUGGAUGUAGGAUGUCACUUGUAAUUCUUAGCUAAUAUUAAAUGUACAGCUACUGGUGGCUAAGAGGUCGCUGUGUACGUGGUAACGCUUAGAGGCAUUGGCAGCUUGACAUGAAGUUCUUUCUUCUAAUCCUAUUGGGAGAGCACAAGAAGGAGGGCGAUGUCAGUUCCACUUGUCAACUUUCGCUUUGCUAACCUGAAACUACUAUGUUUCUAGCUGGAUGUGGUCAUAGAUGUUCAUGUCCAACAAGAAGAUCUUCAUGUAACUGGCUGAAAAAUGGUUCUGCAAGAUGACAGCACCAACUCUAACGCUGUUAAAAUGGAGACUAUCUUCACUUUGACAUGAUGUGUGAAGUUUGUUAGUCAGCAUUUUUUGUUUGUUUUUUUUACAGUUAUUGUGAAAGGUUACAAAUGGUGUGGGUUUUUAUCAUGAACCGAAUGAGCUCCCAGAGCAGUUCAUCCACUCAGCGUAGGCGAAUGGCUCUAGGAAUUGUCAUUCUUCUCCUCGUUGACGUGAUAUGGGUUGCCUCUUCAGAACUCACUUCUUAUGUUUUUACAAAGUACAACAAACCUUUUUUCAGUACGUUUGCAAAAACAUCCAUGUUUGUUCUAUACCUCUUGGGAUUUAUUGUUUGGAAACCAUGGAGGCAACAGUGUACUCGUGGGUUUCGUGGAAGGCAUGCAACUUUUUUUGCAGAUGCUGAAGGUUAUUUUGCUCCUUGUACAACAGAUAACACUGUAAACAGUUCUCUGAGUGAACCUUUAUAUGUUCCUGUAAAGUUUCACGAUUUGCCAACUGAAAAAAAUGGCAGUAAUAAUAGUGAUGCAGAGAAAACUCCCAAAAAGCCUCGUGUAAGGUUCAGUAAUAUUAUGGAGAUUCGACAACUCCCAUCGAGCCAUGCAUUGGAAGCAAAGUUGUCUCGCAUGUCAUAUCCAACGGUUAAGGAGCAGGAAUCAAUAUUAAAAACUGUAGGAAAACUCACUGCAACUCAAGUAGCAAAAAUUAGCUUUUUCUUUUGCUUUGUGUGGUUCUUGGCAAAUUUCUCUUACCAAGAAGCUCUGUCAGAUACCCAAGUUGCUAUAGUUAAUAUUUUGUCAUCAACCUCUGGGCUUUUUACUUUAAUCUUAGCUGCAGUCUUUCCCAGUAACAGUGGAGAUAGGUUUACCCUGUCGAAAUUAUUAGCUGUUAUUUUAAGCAUUGGUGGUGUGGUACUUGUUAACCUUUCUGGAUCUGAGAAAUCUGCUGGAAAAGAUACAAUAGGUUCCCUUUGGUCUCUUGUAGGAGCAAUGCUGUAUGCUGUGUACAUAGUGAUGAUAAAAAGGAAAGUAGAUAGAGAAGAUAAACUUGACAUACCAAUGUUCUUUGGUUUUGUAGGGCUGUUUAAUCUGUUGCUGCUGUGGCCAGGGUUUUUCCUGCUUCACUAUACUGGGUUUGAAGCAUUUGAGUUUCCCAAUAAACUGAUAUGGAUGUGCAUUGUCAUUAAUGGCCUUAUCGGAACAGUUCUGUCAGAGUUCCUCUGGCUGUGGGGCUGCUUUCUUACCUCAUCACUGAUAGGCACACUUGCGCUAAGCCUUACAAUACCUCUGUCUAUAAUAGCUGACAUGUGCAUGCAAAAGGUGCAGUUUUCCUGGUUAUUUUUUGCAGGGGCAGUCCCUGUAUUUUUUUCUUUUUUCAUUGCAACUCUCUUAUGUCACUAUAACAACUGGGAUCCAGUGAUGGUGGGAAUCAGAAGAAUUUUUGCCUUUAUUUGUAGAAAACAUCGAAUUCAGAGAAUGCCAGAAGAAAGUGAGCAGUGUGAAAGUCUCAUUCCUAUGCAUAGUGUUUCACAAGAUGGAGACAGUUGCUGUUCGUAGGCAAAAGUUUAAAAAUGGAAUAAUGCCCAGCGAAGAGACAAUCUUCUGGAAGAGUCCCUAAGGAAUCAUGUUUCAGUGCCUAUUCUGAAUUUGUAGUAAAAAUAAGAAGUUUCAGUUCUUUUGAAACUCUAAACUUUUCCUCUUUCUUGCUUUCAUCUGGUUUUAUAAAUGAACAAAUUUACUACAUGCCUAUCACCAUAGGGAGUCUUAGCCCAUCUGAGCAACCAACCUGCCUUAUAACACUGAGCUUGUGAAGUUACUUGACAAAAUCAACAAAACAAAUGCUGUUAAGUGAUUUCUUUCUUUUUUGAACUCACAAUUUUGUUAAAUGCUGGAAAAUAUUAUUUUUAAAAAAUACUUUCAAAUGAGUUAUGUAAAUAAGUUUGCAGGUCAUCAAGUCUUACAGGCUUUCAGAUGAAAAGCUAAAUAGAUGUGUUACCUGUAAUAGGUACAAGUUAACUUUUUUAUGUUGUAUAAACUAUUUGCAUAUUAAUAGAAGAAAAUUGAAAAAUAAUUUAUUAAGUACAUUCUUGUAAUUAUUGAGGCAGGAUCUUUGUAUGGUCCUGGAACACUACAUAUAUAUUGUCUUAUGCCGUUUUGAGAAGCCUUGUAAUGGGUGCCGAUGUUUAAAAAUCUUUUGUUACCUAACAAUCUGGAAUGUUUAAAAUUUUAGUGAAUGGCAAAAUAUUUCUAAUUACAGUACAUUUGGGUAUACAUUCUCAAAAUCAAUAUUUGUUUUAAACAGACUGAUUCUGUAACCCAUUCUUAUUCCCAGUUAUCUCACAUGGAAAACUAAAUUUGAAAAUUUUCACAUGUAUAGCUGCCAAGUUAUAAAAGAGAUCAAAUUAAUUGAGAAAGUUUUCAGUCAAUGGGUUGGCACUACAGUAAUCUGCUAAACAGUCUGAAAGAUAAAGGUGUUUGCAUUGAUUUUUUUUUUCCAGUUGCAUUAAUAAAUUUAUCCUAAAAUUGAUCAUUUUCUGUAUAACUUGUAUCUUCCUUCCAGUGCAGUGCUUCUGUCCUAUGUGAUUCUGAAAAGUCAUGAAUAAUUAUAUUCAGGAAUAUUUGAAAUUAGUCAGUGCCAUUUUCCAACUUCUAGCUUAUAAGACACUUAUAUUAAAGUUAAUUUUGGGUUUUGAUGGAUUUUUUUUUUAAAUAAUGAAUGUAGGAUGGAUUUUCGGCCAACAGUAUUCUCUUCCACAUAACAAGUUUAUUAAUAAUAAUCCUUCCACAAAAAUACAGAAGGAUGACAUAACACAAAUGCCUUUUCAUGUUUUGACACUCAGUAAUGAUCCUUCCAAAAGAAAUUUUGGUAGUUUGGUGAUACAGCUGUUAGAUGAGAGGGAAUGCAGGAAAGCAACGUGCUUAGCUAUACAUUUAGAAGGAUUGAUUAGCCAGCAGCUAGAAUUUCAUGUAAAAAUCUGUAAGUAGAGAAGGAAAAAAAAAAUGAACCUGGGGGCUAUUCUGGUCAAAUAUUGCACCUUUCUCAAAUUUUUCCUUCCAGUUUUUAAUACUGGAUUACACUACAAGUUUCAGUGAUCUGAGGCAUCUCUCUGAGAUGAGAUAGUAAGUCCUUCUUUGGACACCUGAAAUAGGAAUUAAAAAAAACCAAACCCACCACAAAACCAAAACAAACAAAAAGUUUAUUAAAUUAAUGUAGGCAUUUUGAGAAACUUCACAUUUCAAUUCCCAAACCCCACAAGUAGAGGGGUUAAAAAUCCAGUAUGUAGAACUAAUUUUACAUUUGACUUCGGUAGAACUUUCAGGGAUUUUUUGGGAAGUGGAGUUUCCUUAGUUGGUUUUUAAGGAUUUUUUUUUUUUUCUUCUAAAUUAUGACAAAUUAGAGGAUGUUAGCUUCAACUUUUUUUCCAAGAAGUAAUGUUAAGGCCUACUGGCAAUAAAAAGCUAAUGUCUGUUUUCAAUUAAUGAUAUGUUUCAAUGAAAUCAUACCGAAUAUAUAAUACCAGGCAUUAACUAGAAAUUUGAAUCAGCUGAGACUUGUGGCACCAGCAAACUAAGCCUGGGAAUACUGAGUAUGCUUUCGGAUGGGCAAUUACAGUAUUUUUAGUGAAAUAUUCUAAUACUGUCUUUUGAAAUUGGUCAUACUGAUAGAAUUGGAGCUGUAAUGUAUAAUAGGCAAUUGCUAUUCAUAUUUGCCCUUAUGUUCAUGGCUUGAAGCGAAAGAUCAUCAUAGUCCCCAGGUACUAGGGGAAUAUUCUUCUGUCUCUGACCCCAGGAAUGUUGAACAAUGUUUUUGUUCGGUAAACUCAAAGUUAGGGCCUUCCCACUGUUUUUGUUUUUAAAAAAAUGUGUUAAUUUUUUUUUUUUUAAAUACUAAAUAUUUUAGUCUCAUGACACUAGGUAGCUUGAGCAGUCUUUUUGCAUUAAAUUACAGUUCAUUAAAGAAUAAGCAAACUGUCCUUCCUGAAAGGAUUUUUAAACAGUGCUGCCUCUGUAGUUACAAGAAAUGUGUUACCGUUUUAAUUACAGAAGCUAUGACAUGUAACAUUGUUCCUGCAUUUAAUAGAAUGUGAUGAGCUUUUUCUAUGAAGUCAUGUGAUUUUUUAGUACAAUAAUGUUUUAUAAAUAUAUUAUCUAAUUUGAAAUGUAAAUUGUGUAGCUCUCUAAUGGGUGCUUGGUAAAUGCACAAGAGAUUUAGCUUUGAUUCUCAGGUACCUCUGACGUAAUGGAGACAUGCUGGGUUUUUCUUCCUCAUGACACAACUGGAAUGUGAAGGAGCUCUCUCAUAAAUGCUUUACCUCUGUGUGCUAGCAUAAAUUGUCAUUGCUCUUACUGUUUCAAUUUAGGAAUGCCUUUAUUUCGAUUUAUUUCUUGUAGGAAGCACAUACACUUUGAAAAAAAUAACGGAAUUUUUAUCUCAAGCGUUUCUUUGAAUGUCAUUAGAUGCUUAAGGAACAGUGAUUUCCCAUGCCUUCAAAAUGGAAAAUGAAUACUACAUGUGUUGCUCUCUCAAACAGUUGAACUAAUUACUGUAAUCCUAUGAGACAACCAACAAUUUCUUCUGUGUGUGAUUGAGGUUUUGGAGCUGUUUGGGUUUUAUAUGUGGAGGAAAUUAUGAUAAUUUGCCAAAUGCCACGUAGCAUGCCUUCGCUUUCAGGGUUUUGGUGAGUCUUGCGUAGUUUGAUGUCCUGUGUACUGUACUCCAGAACAAAGGGAAAAAAGGAUUUCAGUUUUUCUGGCUACUUUUCUGUUAGGUUUCAGUUGUGGUGAAAAUGUGUUCACUAUGAGGGGCUGCCGUAGAUGUGACACUGAUUCAGCAAAGGACUGAAAUACAUGCAACAUCAGUACUCAACAAUUACUUAGAAAGCAUGGGGUACAUGAAUGCCACUGAAGACACUGAGGGCCCAAUGUUUCUGUUGCCCAGUGUGCACUGCAUCUUGCUUGUUGGCUUUUUGCCUGUGGAAAUGCAUGUAAGGGGGUGGGGGCUGUAGUAUGUGACUGAUUUGGCUUGUCAUGGCGUUGGGCUAAAGCGGACCGCACACUGAAACUCAGAAGCUAAGGCACUGCUUGGUUAUCUCACUGUGGUGUUGCAAAUGCUAAAGUAUUUUGCAGAAAUACAGUGUUAAGUAAUGGUAUUGUAGGAAUGACAAACCAUGGUGCUCCAUGUGAUACUUGACCUGGUAUGCUGGUAUACGCAUUGCAUACCUCCUUGUAAUGUACUAGCAAAAAUAGGAGAGUCUGCAAAUUACUUUUCUUGGUGUGUGGUGUUGUAAUUGUCAUUCUCUUUCACAAUCCCCAUUGUGCCUAGGUACUGUUAUUCACAACUAUGAUUGCUUUAAAUAAGGUGGCAAAACGAUUUCUUUGUAAUUCUUGGUUCCAUCUCUCUCUGUGUUGAAUGUUAUCAUUCCUACUGCCUACUAAAAGAUCCUCCUGUCUUAGGGAAAUGAAGUUACUGAGCUAAACCAAGCUAUCAGAGGAGGGGGAAAACAAGUUAAAUUUUAGACAUAGGUUGAGUUUAUAGACACACUUUCGUAUUUCUUAUGAAAAUAGGCUUCGGUGAGGCAGAGUGUUUGUAUGUUUGUAAAUGAAGAAGUGGCAUACUCAAAAAUCAAGAAACAGAAACUAAUGUUAAUAUCACAACGUUGAGUUAUAUGGCUAACUAUAGGAUGGUACUUUUAAUCAGUUUUCUUUAUUUGGGUUAAGUUUUGAGUUAGUUACAAUUUCUGUUAUGUCUUAUGUAGUGUCUGCAAUUUAAUAGUUAUAACUGCAGUAGCAUUUAAGUGUUGGCUCACAAACAGUUGUAUGCAUGAUUAUUUUUUUUCCUAUCUAAUCCAGGAUUGCAUUAACGCUGUAUUUUGUUUUACAUGAUUAUUGCAAGGCAUGAUUUCUCAGGGAAAUACGGAUGAUACCAUGUAUUGUGAGAGCAGAUAACUAAUUCCUGCAUUUAAAAUUGUUACAAAUAUUUUCAGGUUUCACUUCAAACAUUUCACAUCACGUAACUUUCAUGUUGAACUUCCUUAGGCUUGUCAGGUAAAUCAUGAUGAGAACGUUAACAGCAUUUAAAGGUGUCAGUAAAAUACACUCUGCCCAACACUUUUUUACUUUUUGGACAAACAUCCAUUCUAAACUGAUGCUGCAAGUUAUGUAUGUUUUUUUCUACUUUAUUGUACUGUGCACUAUAUAAAUUAAUAGCUGCACUGCUGAUUUUGAAGCUGCACUUACGGCAUGACAGUGACAUUAAAUUUCAGGGUUAGGCAAUGCUAUAGUAAUACAUAAUCUGAUUCUGGGGUAGAGUACCGGUAUAAAUCUUCUAACAUAUAUAUAUAUAUAUAUAUUCAUUUAUAUAAUUAAAUUUUUACAAAGUCUGUUCACUUUGGGGAUUUUUGUUUGUUCUUCCAGUAAAGUUACUUUGGCUAGACUGGGAUUUGAUCCAAAGCCCAUGGGAGUCAUAGACAGCAUUAAUAAAGUAAAACUUUAUUGAAAAUAAACUCCACAGUCAGGUUGACCUUUAUGCCUUUGCAGUAUUUCUGUCUGCAGCAUACAUUUGAAGUGGUUUGCUUUAAGACUUCAGUAAUAUAAAUUUGAGGGAUUUUAGUGCUGGUAAAAAUGGUAAACAUACUACUGUAACUAGUCACAAAAAUAUUUCCCUAUAGCCAGCACGCAGCUUAAUUAUUUAGAAGGUGAAUUUGUCUUGCUACAUGAAUUUCCUUUAAAAUCGGCAGUAUAAGAAACGUUAACCACUUCACUUAGUUGUAUACUUGUAGGAGAAUUUUUUGUCAAUAGUGAGAAUAUGUGAUCAUAGUCAUCAUAGCCUUGAGGAUCAACUUCCUCUUGAUGAUUUCUGAUUUGACAUUUCCAUUUACAUUCACUUUGCAAAGAAUGCAACAGGGCAUUUCCUCUCUAGGUAAGCUACUAUUAAUUGUAUUUUGACUGUCCCAGUUCUCUGUAUUGUUAGAAAUCUAACAUAAAUCUAAUAUAUAAAUGUGACCGCUUAGUUAUCUGUGUUCUCACUCUCCUCCAAGGUAAAGUUUUGCAUCAUUACAUCUGGUAUUAGUAGUUAACCAGACUUUUUCUGGAAUGCCUACUGUGAUGUGGAACACAUCCAGAAUUUCAUGUAGUUUUCAGUUCCUACUUUUUAAAAGUAUAAAAGACUUUUCUCUGAGGAUUUUUGUAGAAAGCUGCUGUUUAGUUCUACAAGUGCAGAGUUCUUUAAGUGCAUCUCAGUUCAUAAAGUUGCAUCCAAUUUUAUUUUUAUUUUUUAAUGAACUUUUGACUGUUUUGUCAGGGAAGGUGCACAAAUUUUGUGUAUGUUCCACAGAAGAAAUAGGACUGGAUACCGGAACGGCCUCAGAAAUAAUAAUUCAGGGGUGUUUCUAUAGUUCUUUACAUAUGUUCCUGAAGUUUUUCAACAGUUUUUUAAAAAAACCAACCAACCAAAACCAAACAAAACCCCACAUUUAUCAAGCUGAGGGGAAUUAGCCAUUUAGCAUAGAACUAAUUUUAUAAUAUGCAAAUUACUGUGUUUUCAUUAGAGAUAUCCUUCAAUAUAUUACUGAUGUUGCCAGCCCAGUUGUCUGUGUUAUAAGUGAUGCUUCUCUUUUACCUAAAAUCGGACCUUUUGCAUGCCAAUUAAACUAGUUUCUCUACCAGAAUGAGUAAUUUCUAAAAUAUUUUUAGAAUCACCACCUUCUUCCUCUAGCUAGGGGAACAGCAGGAGCUUUCCAGCCAAACAGUAUCCCUUUCCUAUUGGAGAAGAAAAAAAAAUUAAAAAAUAAAACUUAAUCUUAAUUGAAAAUAAACAAUCUUACUGGGCAGCAUAUAGGAUCAGCUGUAAAAUCAUCAGGGUAAUUUCUUACAUAGCCCAAUUAUACAUAGGAAUUGCUUAGGCAAUGGUGUAUUGGAUUGAUCUCUCUCUGGUUGAUCUUGAUUCAAUAUAGAAUGUAGGUAUUUUAAAUAAUCAUUUCAUAUUGAAGCUGAAUGCUUAAAUUAAGCCCUGUGAUUGUAAGAAAAAAAAAAUGGGAAAAAAUUAUAUUUGGAGACUACAUACUAAGGAGUUUUCUUCUCUGUGUUUUGGGGUUUUUAGGGGCUUUUUUUGUGAAGUGUUAAAAAGUCCCACAUACAAUCCAGUUACAAAUAAAUGCUCUAUUAAUUGAAAAUCAUGAGAGGAUAUAUACACAAAGCUAUAUUGAAAGCUUAGCCAUUUGUUCAAGUUGGUGUUAUCUGAAUGGAAUUAGAGAAGUAUAAUGUAUGUGAUACAACUUCAGCAUUGUACAGCUGAAGGGGUCCUUGUAAUGAUUUAAAAUUUGUGUAAGUUCUCUUUGGAGUGGGUAUUAGUAAAACAAAAUGGUUUAUGAAAUUUUUUCUUAGUUUAUACAGAUUGAUUUUUGAAACUUCUAAAGCUUGUGUGCAUUAAAAGAUGCACAAAACCAAUAGUUAGUAGUUUUGAUGGUCUUUUUGGCAUUACAUUUUGUACUAAAUUUCAGUGAAUUCUGAAUAACACUUUUAAAGCAGAAGCUGCUUUAACUGAAGAACUUUCAAGUGAAGAAAACUGUUGUUUGCAUGAAGUCUGUACGGUUUGCUGAUAAUUCAGAUGUUCUGAGUGCACAGCUAGUUCCAGGUAUAUCCUCUAUGAAACAUCUUUAUGUAUAAUCUUAACCAUUUUCCUUAGUGAGACCAGAACGUGGAUUGGUGAUGUGUAUUGCAUUUGCACUUAAAUACCUGAUUUCAGAGUGUGUUAAACCUUGAUCUAUUUUUGAUAAAAAAGAAAUGUAGCAUUUUUAUCUAAUUUCCAUUUAAUGAUAAGUAUAUUCAUGCAGAGAAAAACAUAUAAUUAUGGCUUGAUGCAGUGAUUUUAAGCCAAGAAAACAGCAGGAUGGCAGUAGUAAAUCUGAAAUGAAGAUGCAUGUCUCUUCAGAAACUCUGGCUUCUAGUUUCUUCCUUCCCUCUUUAUACCAAAUUCAUGUCUCCAUUAUUCCAGAAUUAUACAGGUGAAGCAAGGACCAGAACUUUUACCCUUUGUUUUUUAAAAGUGAACAUUGGCUUUUGCCUGGAGUGUCUUUGUCCUGUCACUUCAUUUUCUGAGGGGGAUCACUUGAAUGAGAAAUAUAGAAUAAGUAUUUUUAAUUAAAAUCAAAUUUAAACUAUUAAUUAUUUUGAAAUUCUCUAUAUUAAUAGAGAUUUAAUGAAUGGAAAUUAAAGGCCUGUAUUGCAAAUAUUGAACAAUGCUUAUAUAUUUUUAACAAAGUAUAUAUAUAUGAAAAUUUGAAACAUGCGUAAAGGUGAAAAUUGGAGGAUUGUUCUUGUGUUGAUAGGUUUAUAAACUGAAAUUCUUAAGAUCCAAUACCAAAACCCUAUAAAAGGGCUAAUGAAAAGAAAAUGUAAUGUAUUCUGAUGAACAGCCUGUGUAAUACAAUCAAUGGGUGUGAUGUUUUUGUUCUGUAUUAUAUUUAUUAUAUGUAAGUAAACAAUAAAAAUUAUAAAUCUUA
Molecule: messenger RNA, 10485 nt
Organism: Aquila chrysaetos chrysaetos
Lineage: Eukaryota; Metazoa; Chordata; Aves; Accipitriformes; Accipitridae
Gene: SLC35F5
Product: solute carrier family 35 member F5
Exons: 18
Coding region: 1100-2542 (480 amino acids)
Biological process (GO): regulation of peptide transport
Cellular component (GO): membrane
Source: RefSeq, a predicted model, not a curated record